CGGCGGCGGCGGCUGAGGACACAGGACACAGGACACGACCACUACACCGCAGCAGCCUCACACAGUUCGGCGGCGCAGCAGAAUUGUUAUUUUUAGCGCUUGGUUCGUGCUGCAGCGUGGCUCGGUUCGUGGCUCGGUUCUGUCUCUGUUUCUGCCUACCACAGUUUAAACAGCAGUCGCUCAGUGAGUGAGUGAAGGCUGAGUGAGCGCGAGGCUGCGCGGUUGUUGACGGUCGAGAGGGAAAGGAGGAGGAUAACGGAGGUGGAGAGACACAAACAGCAGCAGCACACAUUUGAAGAGACCUACUUUCAUCAGCUUUAAGUGAACUAACUGCCCGCUCACAGAUGGCCAGCCCCGCUGCAGGUCGACCUGUCCCGGCUGCUCCGACGAGGGACGAGCCGCGGGAGCCGAACCAUCCAGAACCAGCCUGUCAGGAGGCGCAGAAAUGGAUAGAGGCUGUCACUGGGAAGAGCUUUGGAGAGAAGGACUUCCGCAGUGCACUGGAGAACGGCAUCCUGUUAUGCGAGCUGCUGAGUGUAAUCAAACCAGGCCUGGUCAAGAAGAUCAACAGACUGCCCACCCCCAUCGCUGGACUGGACAAUCUGUCAGUCUUCCUGCGGGGCUGUGAGGAGUUGGGCCUAAAGGGCUCCCAACUGUUUGACCCCGGAGACUUGCAGGACACUUCUAUACGAGCGAAUCUCAAAGACUCUGACUGCAAUCGCAAACUAAAAAAUGUGCUGAACACAGUGUUCUGGCUGGGGAAAGCUGCCAGCGGCUGUGCCUCCUACAGUGGCCCUACUCUCAACCUCAAGGAGUUUGAAGGGCUUCUUGCUCAAAUGAGGAUGGAGAGUGAGGAAGGAGGUGACAGUCCACAGAAGAGAAGUGUUAGAGACAGCGGCUACGACUGCUGGGACUCAGAGAGGAGUGAGUCUCUUUCUCCACCACAACACACUCGGGACAACUCCCUGGACAGUCUGGACUCCUUUGGUUCCCGCUCACAGCACAGUCCUUCCCCGGAUGUGGUGAAUCGAGGCAACAGUGAUGGGCGAGGUAGCGACUCGGAGGCUGAUGGUUCCAACAGGAAGCCAGAUGUACGGAAGGACGACAUGUUGGCCAGGCGGACUGCCAGCAGCGAUUCAAGAAGCUCCAUCCCGUUCAAUCAGUUUCUUCCCAAUCGAACAAACGCCAGCUCCUACAUCCCAGCUCCCCGACGAAAACCCCAUGCUGAGGAGGGAGAGCAACGAAGUCAAACUCAAGCCACUGUAGAGCAGGGCAAAAGAACUGGACCACACCACAAAACUCCCAAAACUGUCACUUGGGCCCUUGAGAACAAUGGGGGAAAAGUAAAACAGGAAGAGGAGAGAGUGACCCAGGAGGUGUUGGAGCAGAGGCGGCUGCAGAAGUUGGAGAAGGCAGGAAUAAAAGUUCUGCCUGCUGCUGCUCGCUACAGCAGCCCCCCAACAAUGGAGAAACAGGAAGUGAGGUCACCGUCACCAAACAUCAUCCUUCGCCGAGAUAACGACUUUUUGAGCUCACAGAAAUCUGCUCGGGAGUCCUCCUCUGAGGGGGAGGAGGAGGCAGCAGCACAGAAAGUUCCAGAUGUUCGGAGGGAUGACUUGGCGUCCAGACGGACUCAUCACAGUGCUGUUGCUCCCAAGGUGCACCAGUUUGUCCCUUCACCUGUCUGUAGCAAGAAAGACCAAGAGCGCUGGGAGGGCAUCAGACGAGCCUCACAGCAAACUCUGCAGGAGAAGGAGACCAGUGAGAAGGAAGCAACCCCUGACAUCAUUACUCGCAGAGACAACUCUUUCCUGAACUCUGCCUCUCACCACGAGGAAGAGGAGGAUGAGGAGGAAGAGGGCAGGGUUAAGGCGAUGCCUAACAAGCAGAAGGACGACCUGGCUCAUAGGCGGGCUCAGAGUCGGACCCUCCCUCACAGGGAUGGACCCGUUAGUUUUGUUUCUGCCUCCAUCAGCCAGGCAGAUAUGAAGAAAUGGGAGAGAUUGAAGAUGACUGAACCCAGUGAGGGUAACCCGGCACCUGUGUGUCAGGCUUGUCUGGAGAAAAGUUAUGGAAGUCCUUUCAGCAGCUCAGCAAAGGCUGGACGAGGUCACAGCAAAGUUGUGACUUUUGGGGGCGUGACUGAGAUCAAGCAGCCAAUAGACACAGUCACAUCAAAUGAAGGGGAGGAGACGGAGUUGCUAAGACGACUCCUUUCCAAGGCAACUGUAGCCAUGCCUACCAUUGGCCUGGGCUCCCAGCUUUCAGAGCGGGAACGCAGCCAGGUGGACGGAGCUGACCUCAGUCAAACUACGCCUCCUUCUGCUGAUCUCCCACCAUGGACCCUUGUACUUGCUCAAACUCCCGCUGAGCUGGACGCUCAUCUGGCUCAGUAUGAAGGGAGAACAGAAGAGGAGGAUGAGGACGACGAACAGGAGAGGAUCCCAGAUCUUCAGAAAGACGAUAUGAUGGCAAGGAGGACCGGAGUUUUCCAUAAACAAAGCACUGCUACAGUGAGUUACAACCGUUUCCUGCCUCUGCCUGCCACCAAACGCUGCACUCAGGGCGAGGACACUGCUGAUGCUGCUCCGCGAAACAAAAAGCAAGUGCAGACUGACAGAAACAAGAAACUGAACGCCAGAGUGGAGCAAGAAGAACAGCCCAGAGUUCAAACAGAAACUCUACUGCCCAAUUUGAUGGCAACAUCUCGCAGCAAACAGGAAUAUGACGAUGAUGAGGAUGAGUAUGAUGAGAACGAGCCUGUGCCUGAUCUGGAGAAGGACGACAUGAUGGCACGAAGGACUGGAUUGUUCCAAAAACCAGUUGCACCUAGAACAAACCAGUCCUUUAGCCAGUUCCUGCCUGUUCCUGGAUCAGUCAAAUAUAACGUCAGCCCGGUGUCUGCAAUGAAGCAGCUCCGCAGCAAACCCAAACACGCAGAGAAGAUGCCUAGUGAAAGCAGCAUCGUUGCCAUAGCAGCUGAACUUCAGGUCCCGCCCCCCACUACCCCAACCAUCCCCAAGUGUGCAAAGCUGAGGGAGAGGCAGGAAGUGGAGGAGGAGGAUAUUAAACAAGAGGGAGACAUUACAGCCCCGAUCACCUCUGUCACAGAUGUGACUGAACCCAUCUCUUCUCCAUCACUCACCCUUCCACCUCCCCCACCACCUCCUGCUGCUCCUGCUGCUCCUGCUGCUUCUCACAUCUCUAAAGUGGAGGCAGAGUUGAGAAAGAUGAGUGUGGAGGAAAAAACUGAGGAAAGAGAGGAGAAACCCUUCUGGCAGGAUGACGAUGAUCUACCUCCCAUGAUGGUGAGCCGACGAGUUGCUUUUAUGUCUGAGGACACAGAGAGUGUGAGUAUGAGUGACAUUCUCAACGAGGAAGAGGCGGAACACUUACCACCGUUGAGCCAAUCACGACAUGAUCGCAUGCAGGAACAGUACAACCAGUUUCAGGAAGAGGACGAUCCCUGGCGAAAUGACUUGGCUCGCUGGAAGACUCGCCGUCGCAGCGCGUCACAGGACCUGAUCAAGAAAGAGGAAGAGAGGAAGAGGGUUGAGAGAAGGAUGAAGGAGCAGGAAAGUGAUAGCAACAAGAGGAAAAGCAUCAAGACCUACAAAGAGAUUGUGGAAGAGAAGGAACGCAGAGAGGCAGAGUUGUGCGAAGCAUACAGGAACGCAGCCACUCCAGAGGAAGCAGCCAUGGUUUUACAGCGUUAUGCUCUCCGCUUCACCAUCAGCGAUGCAACACUGGACAGUCUGAAACUGCCCAGAUCCACCUCAAAGCCCAUAUCAGAACUAAAUCAGGUGGAUGAAGAGCACAAACCCUCAUCACCUGUUAAUGACGCAGAAUCACAGCCUGCACACAAACCAGAGCCAACAGAACCGAGGGUCACCGAAAUUGAAGAGACAGAGACAAGUUCAGUCACUGAACAACAGCUGUCAGUGUCUGUCUCCACCAGUUCCCCGCCAUCUAAAAGUCUCCUCACCACAUUCACAAAUUCAGAAUCUGCACCACGUCAGUCGUUAGAGCUUCAUGAACCUCAAUCCAAAUCGACAGAGUCUCCAGCCACACACCAAGAACAACCGACUACAGGAGACACACAGCCACAGACCAAGCACACACCGCCUCAGAUUGCACACGUGCAGCCGCACAUCGAACAGCCAGCACACACAUUCCCCUCGGUUCCAUCUGUCCCCUCCAGACCGCUGCCCCUCCUGGUAGCCAAACCUUAUCGCCAACCCAGGAGCACGACGUCUGGACACAAACCUGUCAAGAUGGAUGGAUUGGUCCGUGUGAACGGAGACGCGACAGAGGAUUUAUCUGCUCCCAUCACACCUGCCUCUCCUCAGCCCUCGCCACAGGGGAGUGAAGACACCACCCCCAAACUGGUGGAGGAAGAGGUUCCACCUAAAGAGACUGUGAAAAAUCAGGAGACAACAGAACAGCCUCCACCGCGGCCGCCAAUGCCACUGCAGACGGAGAAACCAACCACUGCUACAGGCUCCGCCAUCAGCUCUUUGAUCGGAGGCCGAAACUGUAUCAUCACAACAACGAUUGUAACAGAGCUGACACAGACUCUCGUGGAGCCUCUUCAACAAGAGCAAAGCAACGAACAGGUCAGUGGAACCACUGGUUUGUUUGGGAGCCCAGUGCAGGAAAACAGGGAGGAACCAGUUUCAUCGCCCACCAGCAUGCAAGAAUAUUCUCCUACUGUCACAGAAGGACUUGAGGAGAGCAGUGUGAGUAUUGAGACCCCCAUGUUGAACUUGGCUAAACGUGUUAAUCACUGGGUCUGGGACCCCAAUGAAGAGCGUAACCGCCUGGAAAGGUGGCAGCAGGAGCAGGAGCGCCUCCUACAGGAGCAAUACCAGAGAGAACAGGAGAAGCUGAAGAAGGAGUGGGAGAAAGCACAGCUAGAGGUGGAGGAGGAGGAGCGAAAGCACAAUGAAGAGGAGAGACGGAUUCUGGAGGAGACUGUGACUCCCCUCAAUCCAACCAGCUUGUUGAACCAGCAGCUUGUGAAGACAGAGACGACUUCAUCAGCUCCAGAGGAAAUCAACAUGGAGAAGAAAAAUGUUCCACCUCAGCAAAACGGCCAAAGAGUCUCCACAGGACCUGAGGAUCAACAUGUAUCAAAGCUGCAUUUUUUCCAGGAUACUGUGAGUGAUGAUGAACCGUCAAAGAAACAGGAACUGUGGAAAACAGCCUCAUUAGACCGCAACCCUCAGCUGAACCAGCCACAUGCUGUUAAAAGGUCUGGAUCACAUGACAUUGUAGCAGGCAAACAGCAGUCUUCCUCCGCCUCCUCCUCAUCACCAUCACCACAGCCUCCUUCACCCAGCAGGUGUGUUAGUGGGAAGAGACUGUGCUCUGGUUGCUCCCAGCCUCUGGGAAAAGGAGCGGCCAUGAUCAUCGAUACACUGGGACUUUUCUUCCACAUACAGUGUUUUAAGUGUGGAGUGUGUAAUGGGCAACUGGGUGAUGCCACUGCGGGGACUGACGUAAGGAUUCGUAACGGACUGCUGAGCUGUCAUGAGUGCUAUAUGGCAACUCGAGGCAGAGGACAGCCCACCACACUAUAAUGACCUGCAUUUGAACUGGAUCCCCACCAUCAGCACCACACUCUGUGUUUGGGUGUAGAAGGGUUCGAGAAGCUUGAAUCAUAUUCUGGAAAAUUCCUGGAAUCUCUUUGGAAAUGUCUUUUUUUUGUCCCCUGAAAUGAACAAACAGCUUUAUGGAAGUUUCUGAGAGGAAAACUGACAAGUGGACUUAACUAAACAAAAGCACACACACAGUACAGUAUGUGCUUCUUAACUGUACAUGUGUAUACCCUUCUUGUUUGUGUAGCAUGGACAUAGUAAAGCAACCAUUGUCUUUAGGCCUUUGCACAGUCAAGACAGCAAAAUAAGGAUCUGUUCUGUCACAAUGUUUCACGACAAGCUAAACACUACUGUCUUUAACACAACACUUUCAAUAAUCCUGAUUCAUGCUUCUGCACUGAUCAUACGACUCCAUAUCUCAGAACGUGGUGUGGGUUGAAGUAUAAGCUGAAGUAGCUUGAAACAUUAAAAUGCCUUACUCGUCAUAUUUUAUCAUUCUUUUUCUUUUGGUUUUGUGUUUACAGUUUUGCAUGAAAGAAGAACUUAUAUAUAAGUUAUUGUGCGUAUUUCUCAGAUGGAUAGUAAGAGUUUGAUUGUUAUCCUCUCAACAGCAAAACUUAAACUCUCCUCUCGUAUCUUGUACAUCGUAUUCAUCGUCAUUUUAUAAUUUUUGCAAAUAUGGCUAUCUUACACAAGCUAUUUCUUUUAGAAUUAAAAUGUACGGGAAUGACAACGCACUAUACAAAGUAAUAAUACUUGUUUUGGAUUUUAGAUAUUUUCCCUUUAAGAUGUUUUAUCGUGUUGUUUAUUCUCAUAGACUGACUGCGUCCCAAACAGUGCCUUAUGUAAUGGAUGCGAUGGCUGGUGUACGUCAUGUGUUUUUCACACUUACACCGACCACUAGCUCAUUGCAUUGUGUGCAUGUGUGUUAUGAGUGAGUGUGCACUUACAUGUAUGCUAAGUGUAAUUUGACUUGAAGUACAGUUCCAUACCAGCAAAAAAUGUUACAUGGAUCACUCCUAAUCACCUGAUGUUCUCUUCCAUCCUUCUCCAAGAGCUUAACCAAUGACACCAUCACUUGCUGCUUCCCUGUGAGUUACAGCCUGAUAAUUUAUCAAUCGCAAUCUCCCUAGAAAAAACCUCUCCUUGUUUGCCUCUCUCAAAAGUGUUGUCUCCCUAAGAGCCUGAGCUGAACUCCUCUGUGUAUUAUUGCCUCUAUCUGGACACUUGACAGUGUCCUCCAUCACUCAGAAGAGAUAAAGUCCAUUGUCUUUUAUAGCAAGUGUAUGUUUAACAAUAAAAUAUUUUAGAUGGGA
Solea senegalensis (Senegalese sole) is the source of this 6916-nucleotide messenger RNA. Its product is annotated as LIM and calponin homology domains-containing protein 1-like. Gene Ontology annotation, molecular function: myosin II head/neck binding. Gene Ontology annotation, biological process: positive regulation of stress fiber assembly; regulation of focal adhesion assembly. The record is from RefSeq and is a predicted model, not a curated record. The transcript has 31 exons. Lineage: Eukaryota; Metazoa; Chordata; Actinopteri; Pleuronectiformes; Soleidae. Bases 345 to 5582 code for a protein of 1745 amino acids. Gene Ontology annotation, cellular component: stress fiber.